Molecule: messenger RNA, 1305 nt
Organism: Cephus cinctus (wheat stem sawfly)
Lineage: Eukaryota; Metazoa; Arthropoda; Insecta; Hymenoptera; Cephidae
Gene: Nipsnap
Product: protein NipSnap
Exons: 5
Coding region: 91-942 (283 amino acids)
Cellular component (GO): mitochondrion
Source: RefSeq, a predicted model, not a curated record
CGACGAUUGCGGCUCGGCGCCCGCUAGAACUAAUCCUUAUUUUGAUUGGAGGAACUUGAGUAAAAACUUGUCGAAGAAGCUCCAAUAAGAAUGGCCGCCGUUCUGGGAAGAAGGUUCAGGGCUUUUCAGCCGGUGAUCGGCAAGGCGAAUUUACCGGCCUUGUCCUCGGUCAGAUUCGUGGCAAGGUCGUCUGAACGUCAAGAUUUAAGCGAAGGAUGGCUGAGCAAAUUACUUGUGAGAAAGAUAGAACCUACCAAGGAGUCGCAUUCGCGGAUGCUCUCCGACAAGGAGGUCAUUUAUGCUCUGAAUACACACAACAUCCGUCCUGACUCCAUCGAUAAAUAUCUGGCGAACUAUGAAGAAAAUGUUAACUUCAUUCAUUCCAAAAAGGGUGAAUUGAAUUGUGAAUUGGUGGGAUCAUGGACUGUUGAAGUUGGAGAUCUUGAUCAGGCCCUCCAUUUGUGGCAAUAUACUGGAGGUUUUGAACGCAUAGACCGUGCCCAAGCUAUGUUUUCCAAGGAUGCGGACUAUCAACGUUUGCUUAAGGAAAGGGGAAAUUAUCUAAGAUCUCGUCAUCUUCAGUAUUUAUUAGCAUUCAGUUACUGGCCCCAGAUUGUAAAACGGGAAGGUGCCAAUAAAUAUGAGAUCCGUAGCUACAGUUUAAAGCCUGGCACAAUGAUAGAGUGGGGAAAUAAUUGGGCAAGAGCUAUAAACUAUAGACGCAACAAUAAUGAAGCUUUUGCUGGUUUCUUCUCUCAAAUUGGGCGACUCUACAAUGUUCAUCAUAUCUGGUGCUAUAAGGAUCUUCAAUCUCGCAAGGAAACUCGUGAAAGUGCAUGGCGAUCACCAGGUUGGGACGAGUGUGUCGCGUACACCGUACCAUUAAUUCGUGAAAUGCAUUCUCGUGUUUUAAACCCAACCUCAUUCUCUCCUACGAAGUAACUUUCUAGCUAUUAUGAAUUUCGUAUGCAUUUGUAUAAAUAUUAUGAACUUCAUUAGUGUCUGAAGAUAAUGUAAAGAAAAAAAGGAUACAAAUACACGCUACACGAUACGCGUGGUGUCGUCUAGAUGCAACAAUAACAAAAGGCAGGGACAGAAAUAGAAGAGGCGAAGUAUUUUCUUUUUUAUCAUGUAGAUCACGAAAACGGAAGGUGCAUUUUACCAGGUUACUGGACUCCCAAACUUUGGUUCAAAGUCCGGACUCUAUACAAGUCCAUGAAUUUCGUAUCAUGUGUCGAAUUUGUCACACAAGACAAUUGUAAACUAUGUAGGAAAAUAUACAGAUCUAUAUACUUGAUUCUAGAA